Messenger RNA from Bipolaris victoriae FI3, 1089 nucleotides. RefSeq lists its product as hypothetical. The coding region runs from base 1 to 1089 and encodes 362 amino acids. The transcript has a single exon. The record is from RefSeq and is a predicted model, not a curated record. Lineage: Eukaryota; Fungi; Ascomycota; Dothideomycetes; Pleosporales; Pleosporaceae.
AUGUUGUUCCUGUCCGCCUUUACCUUGUUUCAACUUUCCACAGCUUUACCAAGUCUACAGCCACGGGCCUCCCAAUACCUGGUCAUUCUCGAUACUGGUGUAGGGCAUCGCAGCACGCCGAUCCCCAGAUGGCCUACUUCUCUUCGCCGUAUCAAUACUGACGGUACCAACACGGCUAACCUUACACAAUUCGGCAUAGUUGAGUCUGACCCCAACACACUCGAACAGCCGAUACUUGCCGAUGCCCUAACAUACUCGCCGUCAACCUCCUCCCUCUUCUCCGUCACAGGUCGGGGCGUGGUGCGAACCAACAUAGACGGUGGGAACUUAGAAUACAUCUUGGGCAAAGAGAGCGGCUUAUCGAGCCAAAUUGUCAGCAUCACAGCAGCCGAGCAAUCUCAGAAGCUUUACUAUGGCGACUACAACACAGGCCUUAUUUACUCCUCAAACUAUGACGGCAGUAACGUCGCCGUAUUCCGCAACGUAUCUGAAGGCCUCACCUUUAUCUCUGAGGACUACAGCUAUGCCAAUACACAUGCCGGUGGCAUUGUUGUCGACGAAGCACGGGGCUGGCUCUACUGGAGUUCAGUAAGUGACGGUAGCAUCCGGCGCGUCCUUCUCAGCGGCGAGGGGCAGGAACAAGUUCUAGUUACUGGACUCGACAAACCAGGCCAACUGCGCAUCGCAGGUACUUCUUUAUACGUUGCCGAGCGUGGCUCGUGGAGCUCCUCGCCCACAGCUAUCAAGUACCUCGGCCGCACGAUUGACGAGCUUCCUGCAUCCCCAACGUCUCUUAAUCUAGCCGUGCCAACGGGUACUCUCAUCUCGUCUGCACAGUCGUCGCUCUUUACAGAAGUCGAUUACACGGGUGAGAAGCAGACGCUGGGAAUUGAGAGCUUCGUUGUCUAUAGGAAUGGCGUGGAACAGAUUGUGUAUUUUGCUGUCAAUAGUGCGGGCAGGACGUCGUUCGGCAAGAUAGUAGAGACAGUCUGGAGAGGGAGUGGGGAUAGUAGAGGUCCCGUCUUCAAGGUCUUGAGCGCGAAGACAAGCGAGGUUGGAAUCCCCGUUGGAUUAGAACAUAUCUUAUGA